CCUCAGAAUUCACAGUAGGAGAAGCAAAAAUGAAAAAAUUCAGAGAUAUUAUCCUCACCAUCAUAGGAUUGCUGGAAAUUCAGUUGGCAUGCUGCUUAUUGGAAGACGCUGACAUUCCAGACCUGAGAGAGAGACUCUACCAUCCAUCUUUUAUUUACGUAAAAGACCACGACGAAGUGCCGUUGUCGAAUCGCAUCUCUGAGGAAGACGACAUUGACACUGAAGAAGAUGUUAUCGAUUGGAAGCAUCAGCUCAUAGAAAAACGAGGAUUUGGCGAGAAAAGAGGAUUUGGUGAGAAAAGAGGGUUUGGCGAAAAACGCGGUUUCGGUGAGAAAAGAGGAUUUGGUGAAAAAAGAGGUUUUGGCGAGAAAAGAGGUUUCGGGGAGAAACGAGGAUUUGGUGAAAAAAGAGGAUUUGGUGAAAAAAGAGGAUUUGGCGAAAAAAGGGGAUUCGGCGAGAAAAGGGGAUUUGGAGAAAAACGAGGAUUUGGAGAAAAAAGAGGUUUUGGAGAGAAACGUGGUUUUGGCGAGAAAAGAGGUUUUGGAGAAAAACGUUCUCAUGGUGAAUCAAUGCACAGCAAUAAUGUUUUGUCCUUUAUUACGCAGUGGGUGCAUUUUCUGAAACCUGAAGAAGUGGCCAAAUAUCGAGCGGAACAUUUUUAUCCUCAUUUGGAAAAUUAUCGAGCUUAGAAUGUAAUAACUCUUAAAACGGGCUUCCAUCUGGUUUAAAAUCAGAAUUGUAUGACAAAAUAUAUGAAAUAAAGAGCAUUCAUGUAAAUAAAAUUGACAAUUUUCUGCCAA
Molecule: messenger RNA, 800 nt
Organism: Argiope bruennichi
Lineage: Eukaryota; Metazoa; Arthropoda; Arachnida; Araneae; Araneidae
Exons: 2
Coding region: 30-689 (219 amino acids)
Source: RefSeq, a predicted model, not a curated record